Messenger RNA from Pelodiscus sinensis (Chinese soft-shelled turtle), 2556 nucleotides. RefSeq names its product BCL2 apoptosis regulator (gene BCL2). NCBI's taxonomy places the organism in Eukaryota, Metazoa, Chordata, Testudines, Trionychidae. The record is from RefSeq and is a predicted model, not a curated record. Gene Ontology annotation, biological process: extrinsic apoptotic signaling pathway in absence of ligand; release of cytochrome c from mitochondria; negative regulation of apoptotic process. Gene Ontology annotation, molecular function: BH domain binding. Gene Ontology annotation, cellular component: mitochondrial outer membrane.
CCCUUUCCCAGGGAGCCCCGCUCCAUACACCCCGGCCGGCCGAGCAUGCAGGCAGCCCGGCAGGCUGCUCCCGGCCACGCACGGGGCAUGUGGCCCGCCCCGCCAGGGAUACGCCGAUCGCCUCCUUCCUUUCCCCGUUUCUUGAAUGAACAGCGAGGUGGAGCUCUCGGGAUCCCGCCCCUCCUGCGCGGGCCUCUCCCGGCCCGUCUCCUCCCCGCCACUGGGCUCCGCUCCGCCUCCCUCCUCCUCUUGCCGCCGCGCUGUGCCUGUGCUUCCCCGGCCGCCACAGCGACGCGGAACGGACUGGCGCUCCAGCAGCACCACUGCAGACAGACUAGGGGGCUGCUCUGCCGGGCGGCUGGCAAGGCUGCCGGUGCUGGGGCGGGAAAAGGGAGCGGGGAACAACUUCCUAGCUGCGGUCCUAAUUUGUAUGAAUAAUAUUCCACACACGCCCCCAUCCUCUUCCCUCCUCUGCACAGUGGGGGUUUCUUCCUUUUUUAUACAAACAAAGCUGCUUUGGGAAGGCAUUUGCUCCCGGGAGUUCAGGCAACCGCCACAAUUUUGAUGCUCCCUUUUUGAGUGUGUGGGUGUACGUGUGUGUGUGGGAGCGCUGGGCUGCACCUAGGGAUCAGCCUCUGAAUGAAACUACAUGUAUUCAAUUGCAUGUGUCUGUACCUUGCACUGGAGGGGAAAGCACAGCAGCACUUCUGCAAGAGCUUGGAGUCAAAGGUGUGUUUCAUCUGCUCUUCACAAUUUUGUUUUUUGUUUUGGGUUGUUCUUUUUCCUGGGCUCUGAGGCUGGAUAUUCUGAGCUUUGACAUGUCUUUGGAGAGGUCUGUUUAACAGAAGGCGGGGAAAUAUUUUUUGAAAUCCUUAGGGUUUUGUUUUUGUCCCUUUCCUGUCCCCUUGGUGAUUUGAUCUUGUGAAGCAUCAAAGCAGCCAGAACUUAAUGUGUCUGAAGACUUCUGAUUUUUUUAAAGGAAACUUGACAGAGGAACAUAUUUAUAGUUCAAGUAAGUACUUUUCACAGCAAAUUUACAUUGUGUAAUUAAAAAAAAAACAGUGUUGAGAUUUUUUAGUUUAAAGUGUAUUGGAUUAAUAUUCAUCCAAGGCUGUUGAACAAAUCAGUUUGAAUUGCAGUUUUUGCAGUCUAUGUUCUUCAACUCCUUCAUUCACAUGUGCUUGUUCAGCACCUUGGGGAACGUAUGCACCUUGUUUUGAAUAAGUAUGAGAUAUUUUUUUUAAAAAAUGUAUUUCAGCAUCAAGAAGAAAAUGUUUCUAAAAUAAGUAUAUAAUAAGUAAACAUGUGCUUCUGGAAAUAAAAUACACGUGCAUCCAAACCGAGAAGUCGAAAGUACCUCUGAGACCUCAGAGCUACCAUCAUGAAUGAAACCACAUCAAAUACAAUAACUGGAUUAUAAUUUUUGGUAUUAUUGUUAUUGGCUACUUUACUUUUUUGGGUUCAUUCUUCUCCUCUUCUUCCUCUCUCCUUCGUCCUUGUUGGAAAUUAUGGCUCAUCCUGGGAGAAGAGGCUAUGAUAACCGGGAGAUAGUGUUGAAGUACAUCCAUUACAAACUGUCACAGAGGGGGUAUGAUUGGGCUGCCAAUGAAAACAGAGGACCAGUUUCUUCAAGUCUCUCUCCUCCUGCUGCUGGGACCCCAUCUGACCAUGCUGGGCUGGUGUCUUUGCCGCCUGAACCCCCUGGUUCGGCUGCUGCUAGUAAUGUGCCCCUUGGUGAUGGGCUGCGCUCAGCACCACAGGCUGUUCACUUGACUCUGUGCCAAGCCGGAGAUGAAUUUUCCCGCCGCUAUCACAGAGAUUUUGCCCAGAUGUCUGGGCAGCUGCACUUGACCCCAUUCACGGCCAGGGGGCGCUUUGUGGCGGUGGUGGAGGAGCUAUUCCGAGAUGGGAUUAACUGGGGAAGGAUCGUGGCCUUCUUUGAAUUUGGUGGCGUGAUGUGUGUGGAGAGUGUCAACCGGGAGAUGUCGCCUCUUGUGGACAGUAUUGCUGUGUGGAUGACUGAGUACCUGAACAGACACUUGCACAACUGGAUCCAGGACAAUGGAGGUUGGGAUGCCUUUGUGGAAUUGUAUGGCAGCAACAUGAGGCCUUUGUUUGAUUUCUCCUGGAUCUCUUUGAAGACUAUCCUCAGUCUUGCUCUGGUGGGAGCUUGCAUCACCCUUGGAGCUUAUCUGGGACAUAAGUGAAGUCAACCGCCUAACCAUGGAUUACAAAAGUCUUGCGAAACAAUAAAAUAAUAUGUUUUUCCAAUAGCACAAUUAUAUUAGUUUUAUGAGCAGAAAUUCCUGGCUAAAUAUAAAUCAGCUAUUACUGCCAAAGGGAGGUAUCAUUUAUUUUUUACAUUGCAGGAAAUAAAGUUAUUUAUUAAAGAUAUUUACAUUUAACUUGCUAUUUUCAGAAACUCUACAAACAAUUUAUAUCCUAGUAUCACAUAAUAUUGUUAUUAAUUUUAAUGAGCCCCAAAAACCUUGAGCUUUUUUUUUUUAAAAAAAUAAUGCAGCUGGGUGAUUUAAAUAUACUGACAAAGACCUACCU